This is a messenger RNA of Staurois parvus, 504 nucleotides long. The record is from the annotation of a GenBank genome assembly. Lineage: Eukaryota; Metazoa; Chordata; Amphibia; Anura; Ranidae.
GGCGGGCGCCGGACUCCCAGGCGAAGCGACAGGUCUCGGGCCCCCAGGCGGAGCGGCGGGCGCCGGACCCCCAGGCGGAGCGACAGGUCUCGGGCCCCCAGGCGGGGCGGCGGGCGCCGGACCCCCAGGCGGAGCGACAGGUCUCGGGCCCCCAGGCGGAGCGGCGGGCACCGGACCCCCAGGCGGAGCGACAGGCACCGGGUCACCAGGCACGACAGUGGGCUCCGAGUCAACUGGCAUGACCGCUGGCACUGGGUCAGACAAUGGAUCAUCUGGCUGGACAGCGGGCAUCGGGUCACCAGGCAUCAGGUCACUUGGCUCGACAGCGGGCACCGCAUCAUCUGGCAAGGCAGUGGGCUCCGAGUCAACUGGCAUGACCGCGGGCACUGGGUCAGACAUUGGAUCAUCUGGCUGGACAGCGGGCAUCGGGUCACCAGGCAUCAGGUCAUUUGGUUCGCCAGCGGGCACCGCGUCAUCUGGCAAGGCAGUGGGCUCCGAGUCAAC